This is a messenger RNA of Drosophila eugracilis, 3176 nucleotides long. Its product is annotated as protein disconnected. The record is from RefSeq and is a predicted model, not a curated record. NCBI's taxonomy places the organism in Eukaryota, Metazoa, Arthropoda, Insecta, Diptera, Drosophilidae. Gene Ontology annotation, biological process: regulation of DNA-templated transcription. The transcript has 2 exons. Gene Ontology annotation, cellular component: nucleus. The coding region runs from base 498 to 2198 and encodes 566 amino acids.
UCACCCACGACAUUCGAAGAAGUGGAUCUCUGCUGUCCCUGCUCUCCGCACAUCCGCAUCUUUGUUGCUCCGCAUUCGCAUUCGAAUAUUCGCAUAUCCGCGCCACCACUUCUCUCUACCGUGUGUGCGUGUGUGUUAGUGUCUGCCUAUCUAUACAUAUAUGCACAUGUACACGUGUGUGCGUGUGCAUUACGCCAAAGUGAACGACCAACUUUUUUAAUAUCGCGCAAAAAUGCAACAAAAAUAAACGGCAUGAAAACAAAUACACAACUCAAACAGUGAAUUCAACCAACUGAAUUUAAUAACUUUUAAGCAACAAACAAACGAAAGAAACCUUUUUUUAAAUGGCAAACCUGUGACAAAGUGAAAAGCAAUAACAAAACAAUAAAAACAAUAUCAGCAAUAAACCAAAAUACAAAAAACAAAAUAUCUACAACUUGCUGCUAAUUUAGCAAAAGGCACCAACAGUCAUCAACACUACCACCACAUACGACGACAUGGAGCACAUAAUAAAUCCGUUCAUGUCACCGGCUUAUCUGCUGGGCCAUGGCCCACAUCCCCACCAGCAUGUACACUCCCAUGUACCGUCACAUCCGUCAUCCCAAACGAAUGCCGCCUCGCCGGCAAGCUCACCGGGUGGAUCGAGUGGCUCGGGAACGGGAUCGGCAACUGGUUCAGGAUCAGGCAAUGGUAGUGGAACAUCAAUGAAGCCUCGUCGCUGGGGCUCACCGCCCAUCAAUCUUGCCGGACAGUUCAUCAAUCCGGCAACGGGAAAAAAGAGGGUUCAGUGUUCCAUCUGUUUUAAAACGUUUUGUGACAAAGGUGCCCUAAAGAUUCACUUUUCGGCGGUCCAUCUUCGGGAGAUGCACAAGUGCACGGUAGAGGGCUGCAAUAUGGUGUUCAGUUCGAGACGUUCAAGAAAUCGUCACAGCGCCAAUCCGAAUCCCAAACUCCAUUCACCGCAUAUUCGACGCAAGAUCUCGCCGCAUGAUGGUCGAACAGCUCAGCAGUUUCCGGUUUUCUCGCCGGGCACAGCAGCGGCAGCGGCCGCUGUCGCCGGACGACUUCCGGUUGCGUUUCCCGGACUCCUGCCACCGCCACCACCUCAUCAUGGCCAUCAUCCGUAUGUAAUGUUUGGCGGACAGACGGGUCUACAUGGUCUUGGUCUGCUCUCCUCCGGCUGUCAGGAUAACGAUUCCGGUUCGGUGGAUAAUGAGCAAGAUGCUGAUCCCGAGGAUGAUGGAGAUUUUGUGUAUGUUGACAUGCAGGCCAAUAGCUCAAGUCCGGCGGCAUCUAGCGAGGAUCAAGAAGAUCAGGAUCUUGAACAAGAUCAAGAACAGGACGAAGAAAUGCAUUGUAGUUUGAGCCUGGCCAGCAGUAGUAGCACCACCGCCGCCGACGAGGAGCGAGCUGAUCAGCCGCUGGACUUUAGCCUUCAUAAGCGUCGCAAGUCAGAACAGGAACCUGAACAGGAGCAGGAGGCCGACAAAGAGCAGGAACAUGAUGUGGAAUCUGACAAGGAACACGAACCAGAGCUGGAGCGUGAGAAGCGUUCGCCCAGUGAUGCCUUUUCCAUGGAUCAGUUGCUGGGUAAGCGGAAGCGUCAUGACAGCACCACCUCCAGUUCCGCUUGCUCCACGGUGGCGGCCUCCUCCUCCGCCAAUUCCAUUGCCAGCUCUAAUCUUCCCCAAACGAGCAUCAAAAUGGAACUGGACCUGGAAAGUGACAGUGCGUUCUUGACCAGCCGGCGGCAAAUGCUACCAAUGCCCGUUUUGGACUUCGAGGAGCGGCAUCAUUUGCGCCUGCUGCAGACACAGAUGUUGGCCGCCGCAGCAGCUGCUGCUGCCACAAGUCAACCACCACCGACCGCCUUCCUGCCGGCGGGUUCACCCGUCGACCUGGCCAAGGAUUCACCGCCCAUGUGGAGUCUCCUGUCCGAGAUGUAUCGCUCGAUGCUGCUUAAAACGCAGCAUCAGCAGCAAUUUAAUCAGCACCACCAACAGCUGCAGCAGCAUCAGCAAGAGCAGCAUCACCACCUAACCCUGAGCCACCAUCAUCAUCCACAUCAUCAGGAGCAGCAUCAUCUGAACCAUUUGGGUCAUCAUCUGAAUCACCAUCUGGGACACCAUCAUCAACACCACCAACAGCCGCCGCAACAGCAAUCACCAGCGGCCACGAAUGCACCGAUUUCCGUCUAGAUCAGGAUGAUCUUCAGCGAUUUCUAGAUGAUUUCCUUAGUCAAAUUUGUUUUUCUUUUUUUUUUUUUGUUCUUUGUAAUCGUAUUUAUAAGAAGAAUACGUUUGGGGUGUGGGAUUGUGUCUAGGUGGUUUUGGGUGGUAUGUUGGGGCCGUGCCAAAGCUGGACCAUUAAAUGGCUGGCACUCCUCCUCAGGCGCGAUUCUGCAACACCCACCUUUACCCCAAAAAACCACCCACUAAACACCUCUUUCAAAAAAAGAAAACUGGAAUUGCUCCGAAACAAAGCUUUUUCUGCUCGUAUAUGUGUUAUAUGGAAUUUUUUUUAAAAACCUAUAUUUAAUGGAUAAUGUAAACUGUAGUGGCGACAUCUAAGUGUAUAGUAUUCAAUCCGUUCCUCAGUGUGAAUGUAUGUGUGAUCAAGAACGAGUGUGAAUGUGCGUGUGCUUGGGAUCCCAGGAUGGGAUCCAAAAAAAAAACAACAAAAAACAAAGUCUGUCAUCUGAAAAGCGGGCUGGGCAGUGCAGAAGCGAGGAUCUUUGGAACGGGUUCGGUUUUCCUUGCCCCCCCGGAUCGGUGUACAACGAAGUAUUGAUAUUUAUAACGAAAUAUAUUAUGAAUGCAUAUAUUAAAUAGUUUUAAGACAAUUUUUUUCGUAGCCAAUAAUAAUAAUAAUUAUAAUAAAAACAAAAUAAUAUUAAAUAACUUGGAUGUACUAACACCAGCAAGCAAAUUCUAAUGAAACAUAUCCCCCGUGUGUUAAAAAAGAGAUUAUUUCCCCCAAUUCCCUCGCAAAAAAAAAGGAAAAAUAAUAAAAACAAUCCAUCGAAGGUUGAUAGAUCGUAGGUGAACAGAAAAAGAAAAAAAUGUUAUUGCUCUCUCGCAAACGAAAAUUCCUCCCGACGAUUGUGUACUGUAUUACAAAAAGAUUUUAAGUUUUUAUUAACAAAUAAACAAUGGCAAAAUUAAUGAAACAUGUAA